AUGGAGUUCAAGUUUGACUUUCCCAUAGCAUCGAGCCCGGUCCCCAGCAGCUCCUUCAGCCAGCUCACCAGCGUGUCUUUCGGAGAGGCGGAAGAUCUUGAUCGUCAAUGCAGGGAGCGGUUCCAAAAAUAUGUCCCUGUUAAUGCCCAGGACGACGUUGUCCGUCUGCUCGCUGCAUUUAUGGAUCAUCUCCCAAAAGAUGGCUCCGUGAGGUUGAUGCAGGAUAUAAUAGCUCUAGAUGGCGAUAGUAAACUUCGCCAGCUCAGAAACCAUCUCGUGGAUGCCGUGCUAAAGUCCAUGCAAGCACCAGGUGGAAAAACUCCUGCUCCCACCCCAUCUCCCUGUGUCGACACUCAAGUGCAAAUUGAAUCUCUUGUCGUAACAUCAAUGAAUCCAUCCUCUCGCAGCGAACAGUCUAUACUCAAAAAGGACUGUCUUAAGAGGGACGGCUAUCGGUGUCAGGCUACCGGUCUUUGGGACGACCGGUCCGUCGAAAGAGGACUCAUAAUUCCUAACGAUCAUAAGGCCUUAACAACUACUGAAACUGCGCAUAUCCUUCCUUUUUCUUUGGGGAAGUUUGACGGGGAUAAAGCCAUCGAGACUGAGAACAAGGCAAGAAUUUGGCAAUGUCUAUACAGGUACUUUCCGGGCUUACACAGAGUGCUCUCCCCGGAAACCAUCAAUACCCCUGCGAAUGCUAUCACACUCGACCACUCUCUCCACCCUCAGUUCGGCUCUUUCAACCUUACUUUCAAAGAAACAGACGACGCUCAUGUUUACAAAAUCAUAAAACACACCCAGGCAAAUCACAUUGCGUUCUUUUUCCUCCCUAGCAACGGUUUAAUGGCUCUUCGUUGCGAGGAUAGUUCAGUCCUAAUGCCAAGCCCAUUUCUUCUCUCAGUACAUGCGAGAGUUGGAAAAAUAUUAAAAGUAAGUGGGCUAAAGGACCGACUCGAGAAAAUUAUGUAUACCUUAUUCCUCCCUUCUGAAGUUGAUCCUAGUGGAUCUACCGAUCUAGGGACGAUCGUGUCCAAUAGGCUGCUUAUACUAACGGACGUUUAA
This is a messenger RNA of Trichophyton benhamiae CBS 112371, 1062 nucleotides long. RefSeq lists its product as uncharacterized. Bases 1 to 1062 code for a protein of 353 amino acids. The transcript has 4 exons. Lineage: Eukaryota; Fungi; Ascomycota; Eurotiomycetes; Onygenales; Arthrodermataceae. The record is from RefSeq and is a predicted model, not a curated record.